GCUCUCGGAGACUUGUUGGGAGCUGUUAAACAGCUGCUACUUUCACUCUCUGCCUGUUUUCUUGCUGGACCUAGCGUUUUUUUUCUGGAGAGCCCAACUGCGGGACUGUGAAAGAGGCUCUGUUAGCGCCACGCAACCCAUCAGCCAGUAAAGGUUGCCUUUAUUUUUCCCGUCAGUGCCUCUGUGCCCUGCUGGCUGGUGAGGGCUUGUGUAAGACGCGGCACAGCUCAUAUCUGCUUCAGAACGUAACAAUUAGCAGCGUAACUAUCAUGAUGGCUCAUAAGGAUACGGCUAUAAUUAGGUCAAGCUGUCUUGUUUGUUAAACUCCCCUUCAGCUCCCAAACUUGGCACUGGGAAUGAACUUUGGGCCUUUUUUAGGCUUGCUGUCAGUCUGUCCUGGCAAAGGGCGCUGGGAAGCCGCGCUCUCGCUCCCCUGCUCGCUGCCGGAGCCCGUGGGCAGAGGCACGCUGCCCUCCUCUCCCUCCCACAGGGGCUGCUGAGCUGCCAUGGGCAACACCACCAGCGAGCGAGUGUCUGGGGAGCGCCAUGGCUCCAAGUCCCACCGCUCCGACGGCUCCAGCACGCCCCACGCUGCCAAGGAGCACCCGCACAAGAUCAUGGUGGGCAGCACCGACGACCCCAGCGUGUUCAGCUCCCACGACUCCAAGCCAGGCUCUGGUGUUCUUUGUCAGAUUCCUGGGGACAAGGAGUUUGUGUCGUGGCAGCCGGAUCUGGAGGAGUCGGUGAAACCAUCCCAACAGGCUCGCCCCACUGUCAUCCGCUGGGCUGACGGGGGCAAAGAGGUCUUCAUCUCCGGAUCUUUCAACAACUGGAGCACCAAGAUCCCGCUCAUCAAGAGCCACAACGACUUUGUCGCUAUCCUGGACCUCCCGGAAGGAGAGCACCAGUACAAAUUCUUUGUGGACGGCCAGUGGGUCCACGACCCAUCCGAGCCUGUGGUCACCAGCCAGAUGGGGACGAUUAACAACCUGAUUCACGUCAAGAAGUCUGACUUUGAGGUGUUCGAUGCUUUGAAGGUGGAUUCCCUGGAGAGCUCAGAAACCUCAGGUCGGGACUUAUCAAGUUCACCACCCGGACCGUACGGCCAAGAGAUGUACGUAUACCGGCCCGAGGAGCGCUUCAAAUCCCCACCCAUCCUCCCGCCUCACCUCCUCCAGGUCAUCCUCAACAAGGACACCAACAUCUCGUGUGACCCAGCCCUGCUGCCUGAACCCAACCACGUCAUGCUCAACCACCUCUACGCGCUCUCCAUCAAGGACGGCGUGAUGGUGCUCAGCGCCACGCACCGCUACAAGAAGAAGUACGUCACCACGCUGCUCUACAAGCCCAUCUGAGCUGGGGCCUCACCCGCCCCCCACGCGGGACACGAAAUGCCACUUUGUCUGCACACGCUGGGCCACGGGACUUGUGUGGGGACUGGCCGCUGGCUCCAGCCUCAAACCCGGCAGGGACACAGGCCCCGGUGAUGAGCCUGAGCCUGCUGGGGCCUGUGACACUGUCCCAUCCUACUGGUGUGGUUUGAUUUAACCCUUGGUUUCCACCCA
Messenger RNA from Oxyura jamaicensis (ruddy duck), 1565 nucleotides. RefSeq names its product protein kinase AMP-activated non-catalytic subunit beta 2 (gene PRKAB2). Lineage: Eukaryota; Metazoa; Chordata; Aves; Anseriformes; Anatidae. Gene Ontology annotation, cellular component: nucleus; cytoplasm; nucleotide-activated protein kinase complex. The record is from RefSeq and is a predicted model, not a curated record. Gene Ontology annotation, molecular function: protein kinase binding. The transcript has 7 exons. Gene Ontology annotation, biological process: signal transduction. The coding region runs from base 507 to 1355 and encodes 282 amino acids.